Messenger RNA from Hippocampus zosterae (dwarf seahorse), 4687 nucleotides. It is a transcript of the gene camta2, whose product is annotated as calmodulin binding transcription activator 2. Lineage: Eukaryota; Metazoa; Chordata; Actinopteri; Syngnathiformes; Syngnathidae. Gene Ontology annotation, biological process: regulation of transcription by RNA polymerase II. The record is from RefSeq and is a predicted model, not a curated record. Gene Ontology annotation, cellular component: nucleus. Gene Ontology annotation, molecular function: protein binding; transcription coregulator activity; double-stranded DNA binding. The coding region runs from base 203 to 4294 and encodes 1363 amino acids. The transcript has 26 exons.
AAGACGUCAGAGGAAAGGAAGAUGGCUGCCGCGCUGAAGGCGGAAGGUAAAGUAGUUUGUGGAGGUGUUUGUGUCGAACCGCACUUACUGGCGACGCGUUCCCAGCUUUAGCGUCGGCUGCCACCCCCCACACUCGGAGUGGGUCUGUGUAGGUGGCUGUGCGUCUGCGUUGUGUGAGACCACCCUGCAUGGACUCGUCGCCAUGAGCAACAAGGAGAUGGUUUCCAUAGGUCACACUGGACAGAGAAACAAGCUGCUGGAAUGCCUCCCUCGCUCGUCCUGUCUGCCCAACGAGCGUCUGAGAUGGAACACUAACGAGGAGAUUGCAUCUUAUCUGGUAAGCUUUGAUAAGCAUGACGAGUGGCUCUCCUGCACCCUGAAAACCAGGCCCAAGAAUGGCACCAUCAUCCUCUACAACAGAAAGAAGGUCAAAUACAGGAAAGAUGGCUACUGUUGGAAGAAACGCAAGGAUGGGAAGGACACCCGAGAGGAUCACAUGAAGCUGAAGGUGCAGGGCAUGGAGUGCCUCUACGGUAACUACGUUCAUUCCGCCAUUGUGCCAACAUUCCACCGGCGGUGCUACUGGCUACUACAGAACCCAGACAUUGUGCUCGUCCAUUACCUGAACGUGCCCUCCUUGGAGGAUUCUGGCAAAUGCAGUCCGCUGCUGUGCGCUGUGACCACUCGCCACGACAGCGUGAAAUGGAACCGUGACGACUUGCUGGGUCAGCUCAAGCCCAUGUUUCACAGCAUCAAGUGUUCCAGCGGGAGCGGUGAUUUCAGCAUCGAGGAUUUGGUGCAGCUCAUCCUGGAGCGCCAGAGAACCAAACCGCAGCCGCGCACUCACGCCUGCCUCUGCAAUGGCAGCCAGGGAGGGAACAUUCCCCACAGCUGCAACAGCACCAAGCACCGUAUCAUCUCCCCCAAGUUGCCCCCAACGUCGUCCUCGCCGCUGUCCUCAGAGACGGGGGAAGUGGGGGGCGGCGGGGGUGACGCCAAACUGCCCCAGCUCCAGGCUCAGGGCAGCCCCGCCUCCUCCUCUCCAGGCCUCACCUCCACCUCGACCACAUCCCCGCCACUAACCACCGUGGCGCUGCCACACAACGCCGUCAUCGUCAUGGCGACCACCACAGCCAUCUCCGGGGGCUGCGGGGAGGAUCCCCCCAAGGAGAGCCUGGCGCUCACCCGCUCCAACCAGUUACUUCUCUCGCCUCCCAUCCCUCCCCAUGGCAAGCCUCCCUCACCUUGCCCGCCCUCCCCCACAACUUCCUCCCUGCCCGCUCCAGUGCGCCACACCCUCUCCCUCACCCUCCUUCCUUCCCCUGUCAUAGGUGGCCUGCUCCUUACUCCCUCCUCUUCCGCCUCCCCUCCCGUAUCUUUCUCCUCACCCUCUCUCCCCCCGCCGUUCCUCCCCCCUGCGUUUGACCCAGACUCCUUCCUGAACUCUCCCAAGCAGGGCCAGACGUACGGCGGGCCCGUUCCUCCCAUCAUCUGCUCCUCCUCCUCGCCGCUCUCCCCCUCCUCCCUGGCGCUCUCCCCUACAUCCACCCCGCCCUCGUCCAUCUCCCCUCCCUCGUCGCUCUCGUCAUCCUCCUGCGAGACGGACAGGAAGGACUCGGCCUCGCUUCCGCCCUCCUUCCUCUUGUCACCAACCUCCUCGGUGGCGCCGCCCCUCCUGCCGCUGUGUCUGGAGCUGGGAGCCGUGGGGGUGCCCGCGGAGGCGGAGGGAGGCCACUGCGAGGAGAAGGAGCAGGGACAUGACGCUCACAUCUUGGCGCCUCCCACAAAGCUGCUGCAGCCCAGCCAGUCGUCGACACCAGGAAAUGGCACCGCAUCGCAGGAGCAGCCCUAUGGUCGCCUGUCCAGCCCUCCCUCCUCCCCAAACCACCAAGACAUCACCAUGGACACCGCAAUACAGAUGUCACCCGCCUUGCAGGUGAAGCAGGUCAACGGCCCGCCCCCCGACGCCGACCCCCCUCCCAUGGACACGCAGCAAGAAGCGGAGGAGCUCGAAAUCUCCUUCGACAGCCAAUUCCCAGACCUCAUCUCUGACCUCAUCACGGUAGAGACUCAUCCCGUGUCGGCGCCGCCUCCCUCCGCCCCCGUCGACGUGCCACCCGGUCCGGCCGUCUUCUCGGCCGGUAUUCGCUACAUGGUGCCCCCUCAGCCCUCCCCCUCCACCUCCUUCCUGCCCUUUCCUCACCCGCUACCAUCUUCGUCGCCACUCGCCUCCAUCACCGACUUCUCGCCGGAGUGGUCGUAUCCCGAGGGUGGGGUGAAAGUAUUGAUCACAGGACCGUGGAGUGAGCAGACGGGUCGAUACUCGUGCGUCUUCGAUCAGAGCGCUGUCCCGGCUUCACUGAUCCAGCCCGGUGUGCUGCGCUGCUACUGCCCUGCCCACGAGGCCGGUCUGGUGUGUCUUCAGGUCGUGGAGUCAGGGGGCUCCGUGUCAUCGUCGGUUCUGUUCGAGUACCGCGCCCGGAAUGCUAGCUCGCUGCCCAGCUCACAGCUCGACUGGCUCUCAUUGGAUGACAAUCAAUUCAGGGUGUCCAUCCUGGAACGCCUGGAGCAGAUGGAACGCAGGAUGGCCGCCAUGGCGGCCCGCGACUUUGCACAGCGACAUCAACAGCAGCAGCAGCAACAUCAACAGCAGCGCCGGCAACAUGUUGGCCGAAUGGCCGCCACCGCGCCGCCGCCGCCGCCUCCUCCGCAUGCGCCCCAGGACCACGGGCAGUCAUCCCAGUGGUUCGAGAGGAGGAUUGUGCACGUGUGCGAGAGGAUGAUGAGAGGCGUGCGGUGGAGCGGAGGCGACGACGAGCGGCUUCAGCACUCGCCGCGUCACCGCGGGAUGACGCUGCUCCAUCUGGCCGCCGCGCAGGGCUAUACGCACCUCAUACGCACGCUGAUCACCUGGAGGCGCGUACACUGUGACAGUUUGGACCUGGAACAGGAAGUUGACCCUCUCAACGUGGACCACUUCUCCUGCACGCCGCUGAUGUGGGCGUGCGCUCUGGGCCACCGGAAGGCGGCGGAGCUCCUGUACGGCUGGAGCGCCGUGGCUCUCGGCAUCCCGGACUCGCUGGGCCGCCUCCCUCUGGCCGUGGCCCGCUCGCGAGGACACACGUGUCUGGCCGCCGCUCUGGAGGAGCUGCACACGCACGCCACCGCCUCGCCCGUCUCGACCAGCCCGGACACAGGCCUCAGCUCCUCCAGCAGCCUCCCAUCAUCCCCCUCGCAAUGUUCGGCUGCCGCCAUGGACACCUCCCCGUCAUCCCCUUUGUCCCCUUCCUCAACCUCGUCAUCCUCCAUGCCUGUGGAAGAGCCGCACGCAGCGUUGUCCCUCCCGGAGUGUACGAGCGAGGGUCCCGCGUCCCCCCGCCUACUCCCCACACUGGCAGAGCAGCUUCUGAGCUACAGCGACAACGUGGAGAAUGAGGAAGACGACGAGGAAGAGGAGGCGGUGGUUGACAUGGCAACGCUGGCGGAGCAAAUCAUCGAGGCGACUCCGGAGCGAAUCAAACACGAGGACUUCACCAGGGGUGCCGAGUCACUGCUCUGUGAGAGGCGGGAUGUCCAGGACACCUGGCUGGCGACCUACCUGGACACGGUCGACGCCCACACGCAGCCUCUACACAGUGUCCAGCUUGUCCACAGUGGUCUCCAUCUGUGCAGGCGGGUGUGUCCCCCGUCACCCCUCAGCGCUUUGGCCCUCCAGAGGCUGCGGCCGCCCUCCUCUGCGGCGUGGGCCGAGUUUCUGAACGCGUCUGCCAAUGGCCGGAUGGAGCGCGACUUCGCCUUGCUAACGCUGACCGAUGGCGAGCAGAAGGAGCUCUACGAAGCCGCCAGGAUCAUCCAGAACGCCUUCCGGAGAUACAAGGGUCGCCGGUUGAAGGAGCAGCAGGACAUGGCCGCAGCAGUCAUUCAGAGAUGCUACCGCAAAUAUAAACAGCUAACAUGGAUAGCUCUCAAGUACGCCCUCUACAAGAAGAUGACCCAGGCGGCCAUCUUGAUCCAGUCCAAGUUUCGCUCGUACUACGAGCAGAAGCGCUUCCAGCAGAGUCGGCGCGCGGCUGUGCUCAUCCAGCAGUAUUACCGCAGCUACAAGGAAUAUGAGAGGCUCAAACAGGGCCCAGGGGGCGGCACAAACCACAACCCCAAAAUCAAGGGGACCUUCCUGACCAAGAAACAGGACCAGGCUGCACGCAAGAUCAUGAGGUUCCUGAGACGCUGCAGGCACCGGAUCAAGGAGCUGAAGCAAAAUCGGGAGCUGGAAAGACGAGGCCUGACCACGUAAAUUCACUCAUCGGUGUCCUGAUGAAUGUAGUUCGGCAGGGAGCGCAUGGAGGCAAAUGUCCAUCUAUAUUCUUAUUGACUUGUUGGUACACAUGUACCCAUACAUAUAAUACACGGGACUUUUGAAAUGCUGUUAUUUAUGACUGCUUUUGAGUCUUAAUGAACUGAACUGUGAUUGUGAGGCCGCAGUCUAACUUGUUUUGCAUGAUGCCAUUGACAGAGGAGGCGUGUAGAGAAAAUAUCGCCUUUAAUUCAGACACGCUUGGAACCUCAACAAAACAAAGCAUCGUGAGACAUGUAGUUCACAUGCUUUGUGUGUAUGUGUAUAAAAACAAUAGCAAUCAUCAAUAUCUGAUCCACAAUGAAAACAAACUAAACAAUGACUAAACGAGAA